UCCAGUCACACUGCGCAGGAAACUCCGCCCUGCGCAAGUGCUGCUCGAGUCACAGGCAAGAAACUCUGCCCCACUCACACUACGCAAUAGCAACGCCCGAUCGGAAGAAGAAAUGAGGAGCGCCGAGAUUUCGCCGGCGAUCGCAGUCGCUCGUCUCCGGCACUGACCGACGCUCCUUCUCCCCCCGUUCAGUUUGAUGGAGUUUUGAUGUGAGCUCUCUCCUUCCUCAUCUCUCCCAAUCGAGUAUUUUUGUUUCAUUUCUUCUGAACCUUAUCUGCAUUUACUUUUGUUGGGCAGUUGUCACCGUCAGCGGCGAGAUCCAUUAUUCCGUCUUCCGAUUCUCCAACUGACGGAUCCCGCCGAGAUUCCUCACCUGAUGGAUCUUGCUGAGAUUCUUGUCCAACGUGCCGAUCGCCGGGAGGAACCAUGUGCGGAUGGCGGCGAGGCGCAGCCGCAUCCGCCGCUGCCGCUGUCUGUAUCCAAGGUGAUCGACGACGACAACCUCCUGCCCCUGAUAAUCGUCCGCGUCGGCUUCCCCACAAGCCUCCUCCGCGCCGCCCUCGUCUGCAAGCGCUGGCUCGGCGUCGCCGCCGACCCGGCCUUCCUCCGCGGCUUCCGCAAGCUGAACCCUCCAGCCCUCCUCGGGUUCUGCGUCGACACCUUCACACUCGGCGUGCCAUACCAGGCGAUCCGCACACGCUUCAUCCCCAUGCUUCCACUACCGCCGGAGCUCGCCGCCGUUGCGCGCCACCUGGAAGCCUACGAGAAACAAGAAAGGGACACCCAGCGGAGCGCCGACGCCUUCAUCAGCGGCUUCUGGAAUCACAUAUCCACAGAGAGAGGCAUGGCGAGCCUCCUCCUACCCCCGGCCCCAACCGACCAGGACCAGUUCGACGGCUCCUUCCUGUCCUCGUUCUUCAUCUGCCUGCACUCCAACGGACAAGUCCACGGCCUGUCGCACGUCUACUCCUCGGUGGAGGCCAACAGGCGGAAGCGCAGGUUCUGCACCAUGAACAUGUACACGCUGCAGGACGGUUCCUGGCAGAUGCGCACCUCGGCCGCGACGCAGCUCAGCUACGCGAGGCUGGACAUAGAGCCCCUGCUCGUCGACGGCAAGGUGUACAUGAGGAGGGCCGACGAGGGCGACAUCCUCGUGCUGGAUUUGAAGGGCUCGAGUUUCUCCACGGUUCCGCUUCCGGAAGGAGUGGAGUAUCUCAAUGAAAACACCAUGCUGUCUCGGGCCGAUGAUGAUUCCAAGGUUUAUCUCAUGCAUUUGAUGAAGCUUCAGCUUCGCAUCUGGCUCCGCGAUGGAGACAGCUGGUUGCUGGUGGAUACCAUAUGUUUGCGUCAGUUGUGCGAUGUCCCGAGCAUGUUGGAUGCCACGGAUGAGGAUGGGCAUAGUAAUGCUAUUAUCAGGGUAAGCCAGUUGGGGGACAGUGAUGAGUUUGUGUUCUUGAAGAUUGGUCAGUGUGCGCUCUACUUGGACAUCAAGCGCAGGGUGCUGCGUAAAGUGUAUGAGGCGACGGAAGAGAAUCAACGUCUGUGUUAUAUCCACCCUUUUAGGAUGAUCUGGCCUCCCGUGUUUCCUGCACUUAAGGACGAUGAUCCUGCAAGGUUUGUCUUUGGCCUUUGA
Lolium rigidum is the source of this 1633-nucleotide messenger RNA. RefSeq lists its product as uncharacterized. The record is from RefSeq and is a predicted model, not a curated record. The transcript has 2 exons. The coding region runs from base 377 to 1633 and encodes 418 amino acids. Gene Ontology annotation, molecular function: protein binding. Lineage: Eukaryota; Viridiplantae; Streptophyta; Magnoliopsida; Poales; Poaceae.